This is a messenger RNA of Coccinella septempunctata (seven-spotted ladybird), 884 nucleotides long. RefSeq names its product dnaJ-like protein 60. The record is from RefSeq and is a predicted model, not a curated record. The coding region runs from base 135 to 800 and encodes 221 amino acids. The transcript has 4 exons. NCBI's taxonomy places the organism in Eukaryota, Metazoa, Arthropoda, Insecta, Coleoptera, Coccinellidae.
AAAUGUUACAUAAACAACUUUAUGUCAAAAAAAAGUCAAAAACCUCAAAAACCUGAUUUUUUAUUUGAUUUAUUUCGUGAAAUUAUAGGAAGUUGAAUUUUCUGCUUCCUGAACAAUGACCUCAAUUUCGAAAUAUGUUCCACCUCAAUAGCACACUUAUUCGCAAUGUGAUUCCAGUGAACAACUAUUAUUUGAUAUUUUGGAGGCCACAAACAACAUUUUACGAUGUAUUACACUUGAAGAAAGAUUGCUCAUCAAAAGAAAUCAAAGAUUCCUAUAUCAAGCUCUCUAAACUAUAUCACCCAGACAGAACUGUGAAUUCUAAAAGUGCGCACCAAAAAUUUGUAAAAAUCAAUGAAGCGUACAAUACUUUGAGCAAACCUCAUUUGCGAAGAAAUUAUGAUAUGGAAUUAGAAUCUCCUCCACCUAUAAAGGAUGCAAAAAGCUAUCAUGAUGCAUAUGAUUUCUCUAUGUAUGAAAAUCCCAUUUUCAAAAGACAUAAGAGUCGAACUAAUGAUGAAGAUGGAUAUUAUGGUUUUAAAGGAAUUAAAAAACAACCCCAUUUUGUGAUAGUUCUCCUUUGUGCUGGCAUUGCCUUAGUUGGGCUCUCAGUUCAGUUAGCACUUGUGAAAAAUUCAGUCACAUUUCGGAGAGAACAAUUGAAAAGGGACAGUGAAGCAUAUGAAUCAAUACUAGAAGAGGUUAAAAAAACUUCUGAGCUGAAUGGUAGAGAGUUGCAAAUUGAAAUUUUGAAAAGAAAAUUUGAGGAGAAUGAGCUACAGAGAAGAAGAUCGAAUUGAGUAGCUGAAGAUUAUACUGAUUGAGGAAUGUUAAUGAACAGUACAUUGUUUUAGGAAAUUCAAUAAAUAUAAUUUUAUCACGCA